CCCGUCUAUAGAGUUAUGCCUCACAAAAGAUGCCGUGCUCUCAUGGAAAUGCUGGGGAUUGGUUGAUGGGGAUGAACUCUACUAUGUGAUGGAACCCUGGGGAGCUGACUGGACGGGACGCGUUGGUUCGUUUAUUGCGUGUUGGUCGGCCGGUUGGUCUGAAGAGACUUUGGCAAUCGGAGCAAGGCUUUCUUUCUUUCUCUCUCUCUCUUUCGGGCUUCGCAAUCGCAUGUUCGCGAACUAUCUUUCACGAAGCUGUCGACCCCCUUUCAAGGAACAGCUUGGUUGUGGAAGGCCUCCCAUUGCCCACCUGUGCCACCCUUCUCCGACUGCUCCCCCACGGUUUCGGUUCCACCUUGGCGGAGAGCAGUUCCUCAGGGUCGAAACUCUGGUUCUCUUAGUGUACCACCAAAGCAAAGAUUCUGUCCUACGGAUACUAGCCGUACAGAGUGCAGAACGAGUGGUUGAGCGGGCUGCCGAGGUCGAACAUUCUGAAACUCUGGCUAAAAGCAUUUCGUGCGUCUUCGGUGUUGGUUGGUGCCGUGCAUUGCAGCCAGCGUUACAUGGCGGCGUGCCUGGGGGGUGUCGACCGGCGGUUGACCCUCCGAUCGGGUGAAGGAGAACAGCCAACAGAUCAUGAAAGGUGACAGGCCGACAGCAGCUGGGAUUGUCGCUGUUGAUUCCUUGCAUUGCUGCCCGUAUUCCAUCAGUCAAAUCAUAAGCGGCCGUUGGUAGCCUUACAGGCGCAAUAAACGCCCAGUCGGCCGGCGCGACGCCGCCCGCCAACGGUCCCCC
Messenger RNA from Colletotrichum phormii, 795 nucleotides. RefSeq lists its product as uncharacterized. NCBI's taxonomy places the organism in Eukaryota, Fungi, Ascomycota, Sordariomycetes, Glomerellales, Glomerellaceae. The transcript has a single exon. Bases 89 to 616 code for a protein of 175 amino acids. The record is from RefSeq and is a predicted model, not a curated record.